Protobothrops mucrosquamatus (brown spotted pit viper) is the source of this 4487-nucleotide messenger RNA. RefSeq names its product secernin 3 (gene SCRN3). The record is from RefSeq and is a predicted model, not a curated record. NCBI's taxonomy places the organism in Eukaryota, Metazoa, Chordata, Lepidosauria, Squamata, Viperidae. Gene Ontology annotation, biological process: proteolysis. Bases 149 to 1414 code for a protein of 421 amino acids. Gene Ontology annotation, molecular function: cysteine-type exopeptidase activity; dipeptidase activity. The transcript has 8 exons.
GGCCGGGAAGCUGCCUUUGCAGGGCGAACUGGAAGGGCGGAAAAAGCAUCAGCGCGGCGCCUGCAACGCGCAAGGCAAAGGCGGCGACGCCAGGCCGAGUUGUGGGGUCUGACGUAGGGCUUUGCGGGAGCAAGAAAGCGACUCUGGGAUGGCUAAUAGUAUUGCUGAACCCCUUUCCUGUGAUACUUUUGUGGCUCUGCCUCCAGCCACACUAGGUGGCCAAGUCAUUUUUGGAAAAAAUUCUGAUAGGCCUUCUGAUGAAGUCCAGGAGAUUGUGUUUUUUCCUGCUGCUGUUCAUGAUCCGGGACAAAAAAUUGAGUGUACUUACAUAGAAAUCGAACAAGUACCAAAAACGUACGCAGUUGUCCUGAGCCGUCCAUCCUGGCUAUGGGGUGCUGAAAUGGGAGCCAAUGAAUGUGGAGUCUGCAUUGGGAAUGAAGCCGUAUGGGGAAAAGAAGACGUCUGCAGUGAUGAAGCACUCCUUGGCAUGGACCUUGUCAGGCUUGGACUUGAAAGAGCAGAUACUGCAGAAAAAGCUGUCGGUGUUAUCGUUGAAUUGGUGGACAAGUAUAAUCAAGGUGGAAACUGUAUGGAAAGUCAAAUGACAUUUACCUACCAUAACAGCUUUUUGAUAACGGACAGAAAAGAAGCUUGGAUUCUGGAAACAUCUGGAAAGCACUGGGCUGCAGAGAAAGUAAAAGAAGGAACACGGAAUAUUUCCAACCAGCUAUCCAUCACAACAGAAAUUGACCGUGAACAUCCAGAGCUAAGGAAUUAUGCUUUAAGCAAAGGCUGGUGGGAUGGUAAAGAAGUAUUUGAUUUUGCUGCCACGUACUCAUAUGUGAAUACUGCCAGAAUGACAACUGCAAGGGGCAGAUACUGUGAAGGCUAUAAACUACUAAAGAAAUAUGCAGGCAACAUAACAGCUGAGACAAUGAUGACAAUUCUUCGAGAUAAAGAGAGUGGUCUUAACAUGGAAGGUGCCUUCAUGACCACGGGAAGCAUGGUUUCUAUACUUCCCCAAGACCCUAGUCUCCCUUGUAUUCAUUUCUUCACUGGAACUCCAGAUCCUGAUAGGUCUGUUUUUAAACCUUUCAUUUUUGUGGAAAAUAUUACCCAGCUUCUAAAAACCAGCUCUCCAGUAUUUGGCCCUGAGGAUCCAGUUAAAAAGAAGCCACGAUUUCAUACAAAGCCAGAUAGGAGACAUGAGCUCUAUCAAAAACAUGAACAGGCAGUUGCCAUGAUGGAGUCCUCAAAGGAAAAGGCCGAACUGAUCAUGGAACAGAUCCACAAAUUGGAGAAAACAAAGAUUGAUGAGAUGGAGCAUAUUCUCCAGAAUGGAUUCCUGAAUGUUGAUCAAGCAGUUAAUCUUUUUUCAGAUUGUGUUGAAGAAGAAAUACGUAUAUAUGCCUGACAAAAUAUCUGCAGAUGUUUCCUUUUAUUAAUCCAAGUGCUAUUUUCCAAAACUGCUUUAUUCCUUGUACAAUGCUACUUCUGGCCAAAUAGCAUUUAUUAUGUGUAAGCUAGCUGGAAGAUAAAAUAUUGGCAUUAGCCUUAAUAGAACAUAAUUGCUAAUUUAAAAUGUGACAUGCAGCCAUCCAAAGUUUAAAACAUCUACAAAAUUACUAGUUUUUUUGUUUACUUUGCAUAUAUUUUCAGCCUGUAUUUGGUUGGUAUUGCAUACACUUAAUGGCCAAGUGUCAUACACAUUUAAUAAGCAGAGUUAAUAACAAUAAUUUAUAUGUUGCUCAACUCCCAGCAACUUCAACAUUUAAAAAUCUAAUUGGACAAGAAGCAAAAUAAAUAAAACAAAUAAGUGAAAUAGCUAAUUCUGGAAUUAAUAUGUAUUAACCAAAUUAACCCCAAAAUAUUGUAAAGACUCAAGUGAAUGUUGAGAAAACAAAGGAUUGUAAACUACAGCACAUUUUCCAUUUUCUUGUAAAUGGCUUCUCAGAUGCAAAUUUAAUUAUUUAAGAAAACAACUUUUAAGAAUUCAAGAAAGUUCUAUACAGUUCUGUUGCUGAAGUAUGAAAACGUGGAUAGUGCCUUUAAUCUAAAAAUAACAAUAGAUAUACAGUGAUGUUUGUAUAUAAUUUGAAUUGGUAUACAGACUUAGUCUUUGACAAAGGAUUAAAAGAAUAAAAAUUCUGUCCUGAAAAGCUUGUAUUAAAAACUUGAUACAUCAGGAUAGUUUGAAUAGGAUGUUAAAGUUAUUUCCAAUAUCAUUAUGCACUGGAUUUUACAAUCCAAUAGAAAUUUAGAUGCAUUUGGCCCCUAUUAGAAGAAUAGGCUUCACUGAAUAGCAUCAUUUCACUGCUUCUAUACAUUAUUUUUAUUGGAGAAUCAUCUAAAGUUGGUGAUAGUCAAAUAUAAUUCAACGCACUUCUGCAAAAAUUGCUAAUAAUCAGCAGAAAACAAAAAUUCGUAGUUAAUGGGAAAGAUUACCAUAUAAGCACUGUGAUAGUGAAUGUUUGUGAGAAGCUUCAUUGGUAAUAGGACCUUGUUGGGUUUCAUUCCUUUGGUUUCUCAUCAGUAAGUGGAAGAAAAGAAAAGCUCAAGCAAUUAAACCCAGUGUUUGUAAGUAGGACAUUUUGCUGCCGAAUGCUAACAUUGGUUUUAAAAAAACAAUCAAAAUUAAUGUUUUUCAGGUAAUAAAGGAGGACUGUUGAGAGCCAGGUAUAGAAAGGUAUGAAGUAGGAUGCAGUCAAGUCAUAGGAACAUUUAAGUCCUGAUUCGUCUAAUGAAUUAAAUAUAACUUUUAAUUUUAAAAAGGGGCUAUUUCCUGAGUUGAAAGCCUAAAUUUGGGCAGAAACUCAUUCGGGUGGCAAUCUUAUGCCUAUGGUAGUUAGGUACUGUAGAAGUUUUAAUGUGUAAAUAAAAUUGCACAAUUAAUAAUUAGCUGUAUGUCUCAAUUUGGUAUAUAUAAAAAUAUGAUGAAUUCAAGAACAAAGGAAUUAACAAGAAAUUACAUCCGUAGCAAAAAAAAAAUUCUUAUGUAGUAUCAGAUAUUAUGAAAAAUAAAAUAAUUGCUAUCACAAUAGCAAAAAUAUCAAGAAAGAAAUGCCAUUCUUCCCAUGUUGGGAGAUAUAAUUUACCUAGAACUGAAUGUCACGAACUUAAAAUUGAAUACUCUACCAUGGCACUUUGGAUUUUAAGCUUGAAUCCACCUAUUAUAUUAAGCCAUAGUUUAAACUAUGGUUAAUUUGGAGCUUAAUAUUUGUAUGAACCAACUGAUUUAUUUAAUAAAUGAUGUUUAAAUAAUCCCAGUGUAUAGAUUGAUCUUUGAACACAGUCUAUCUAGCCUAAAUUUAAGGAUACUUUAAGAAUUGAACCACAAGCAGUGAAAAGUAUAUAGUGCAACUUUUUGCUUCAACUCUUAACAAGGAAUAUUAUACAAGUCAGUAUAGCUGUAUUUAUUGAGUAACUGGAACAGCAAGAAAAUCAGUCUACUACUUUCAGGAACAUGCUUCACCAUAACUCUCCCCAAUUUAAAAAAAAAUAAUUGGGUUUUGUAAUACAGCACGCUUUUUAUUUGAGCUGUAGAUCAACUUACAAAUUAGACUUUAUAUAAACCUUUUUUUCCCCAUUUUGGAAGGUAGCCUUUUUUAUGCAAUGCAGAAGAAAUAUUGGCAGUAUUUCAAUUCACCUGUAUUGAUAGUAAAAAAAUAAAACUAAUUCCCCCACACUUCUUUAUGUCUGAAUACAUAAGAUUGUGAAAGGUUCAUUAUUUCUAGGGUGUUACAGAGUUAACUCUUUAUAAGUUAAUAGCCAUAAUUUUAAUAAGCCCAGCUUCCAAAUAUAAUCUAUAUUUGUAUAAAUAUAAAACAUACCCAUACAUAAAUGUGCCAUGCAUCUGGUAAAAAAAAAUAGUGGUUAGAUAAAGAUAACCAACAGAUCUUCUUAAUAGUUGAAGAAACAUGACAAAUUGCUUCUUCUAACAAUAUUGUUGAUGAACCACUUUUCAGAAAAAAUAUUUAAGGAUUCUUCUUCACUUUAAAAAGGCCAAUAACAUGUUCAUGUGUUCUUAUUAUUCUAUAAUGCUGCUUAAGAAUUAAAAAAUUACCAGAGUUUCUGAUAAACAUAUGCAUUUAAAAAUACAUUACUUUUAUGGUGAAAACACACACACACAUAUUUCUACGAAUACUUAAAAAUUUGCAUUGCAAAAUUAAAAUUUAAGAAGUCAAUUCAAGUUCUUUAAUUUGCAUAUCAAGAGUAGUACUCAAGUACAAUUUAACAAUUUAAAAAAUAUUAAUUUGGUAUUAUUAAGUACAAAAUAAGUAUGGCAUCUACAGACUCCAACUGAUUGCAGUCUGUGAAAUAAAUUGGUCCAUUUUUGGUAGUCAUGUGCCUAUUAUCAAUGAACCAAGGGGAAAAAUUAUGAAACAAAUUAUAUUUGAAGAAGAAAUCCAGCUCGCAAUUAUGGUGCUUUAAAUCUCGUUCAGAUUCAAACAGACGGAUAAACAGAGACCUGUAUGCUUUAAAGCAGU